UUAUAGAGGGGCUUGAUUUCAACGCUGGGUGGGUAAGGUUAAACAUCAAUAGAGAAAACGAGUUCCUCAGCGUUUUCCCUCCCCUGUCUCUGCCUCCGCCGCCAGGACUAAGUUAAGGAGAUGGCUAGUGGUGAGGGAAAAAAGUCUGGUGAGGGAAAAAAGCCUAAUGCCAAUGCAAAGGGUGGUGGGAAAAAGAAGGAGGUGAAGAAAGAGACUGGUUUAGGCCUUUCCUAUAAGAAGGAGGAGAACUUUGGGGAAUGGUAUUCUGAGGUUUGCGUCAAUGGUGAAAUGAUUGAGUACUAUGAUAUAUCAGGCUGUUACAUUCUGAGGCCAUGGACUAUGGCAGUCUGGGAGACGAUGCAAACUUUCUUUGAUGCGGAGAUUAAGAAGAUGAAAAUCAAGAAUUGCUACUUCCCUCUCUUUGUAUCACCUGGUGUUUUACAAAAGGAGAAGGAUCACAUUGAGGGUUUCGCUCCAGAGGUUGCUUGGGUAACAAAAUCUGGACAAUCAGAUUUGGAAGUGCCUAUUGCUAUUCGUCCAACAAGUGAGACUGUCAUGUAUCCCUAUUAUUCCAAGUGGAUAAGGGGACACCGGGACUUGCCUUUGAGACUUAACCAAUGGUGCAAUGUUGUUCGAUGGGAGUUCAGCCAUCCUACCCCAUUUAUAAGGAGUCGGGAAUUUCUUUGGCAGGAGGGGCAUACUGCUUUUGCUACGAAGGAAGAGGCAGAUAAAGAGGUCCUUGAAAUAUUGGAACUGUAUAGACGUAUAUAUGAAGAGUACUUGGCGAUUCCUGUUAUAAAGGGUAAGAAGAGUGAACUGGAGAAGUUUGCUGGUGGAUUUUACACAACAAGUGUUGAGGCCUUUAUUCCAAACACUGGUCGUGGUAUACAGGGUGCGACUUCACAUUGUUUAGGUCAAAAUUUUGCAAAAAUGUUUGAUAUAACCUUUGAAAAUGAGAAGGGAGAAAAGGCUAUGGUCUGGCAGAAUUCCUGGGCCUACAGUACCAGAACGAUUGGGGUGAUGGUAAUGGUUCAUGGGGAUGACAAAGGCUUAGUGAUGCCACCUAAAGUAGCAUCUGUCCAAAUUAUUGUGGUUCCUGUGCCUUUUAAAGAUGCUGAUACUCAAGCAAUCUUUGAUGCCUGUGAUGCCACUGUGAAUACCUUGAAUGAAGCAGGUUUUCGUGCCGAGGCAGAUCUUAGAGAUAACUAUUCACCAGGUUGGAAGUAUUCACAUUGGGAAAUGAAGGGUGUUCCUCUUAGAAUUGAGAUUGGGCCAAAAGACUUAGCUAACAAGCAGGCGCGUGCUGUUCGCCGUGACAAUUCAGCUAAAAUCGAUAUUCCUAUGGUCAAUUUGGUUGAACAAGUAAAAGACAUGCUGGAUAAUAUUCAACAAAACCUGUUUGAUGUUGCAAAACAAAAACGAGAUGCUUGUAUUAAGACUGUGAGAACAUGGGACGAAUUCAUAGAAGCGCUUGGCCAGAAGAAAAUGAUCCUUGCUCCUUGGUGUGAUGAGAUGGAAGUGGAAAAAGAUGUGAAAGCAAGGACAAAGGGCGAGACAGGAGCAGCUAAAACUCUUUGUGCUCCUUUUGAUCAGCCAGACCUUGAAGGUGUUAAUUGCUUUGUGACAGGAAAGCCUGCAAAGAAGUGGAGUUACUGGGGCAGGAGCUACUAGAUUACAAGAUUCUGUUUAUCAGUCUCUUUUCCACACAGAAUUUCUGAAUUUGUGGCCAGGGUGAUUAAUUUAUUUCUUUAGAGAAGCUUAAGACUUAAUAGGAUGCUCUCAAUUUUGCUUAAAAAAAUUGGUGAAUCAUGAUUUGUGGGUUUUACCAGUGUAAUGUGUUCUAAUUGAUAGGCUACUUCAUUUUCUUAUUUAUACUAUUGACAUUGAUACCGAUAUUUGAGAUUUUCCUUCAGGAUU
Messenger RNA from Vitis riparia (riverbank grape), 1917 nucleotides. Its product is annotated as proline--tRNA ligase, cytoplasmic. Gene Ontology annotation, biological process: prolyl-tRNA aminoacylation. Lineage: Eukaryota; Viridiplantae; Streptophyta; Magnoliopsida; Vitales; Vitaceae. The transcript is spliced from 13 exons. Gene Ontology annotation, molecular function: ATP binding; proline-tRNA ligase activity. The coding region runs from base 121 to 1671 and encodes 516 amino acids. Gene Ontology annotation, cellular component: aminoacyl-tRNA synthetase multienzyme complex; cytoplasm. The record is from RefSeq and is a predicted model, not a curated record.